CACGUCCGGCGCCUGACAAUGCACGAAACGUUGAUGUUGGUGUUGAUCUGUGUUUGGUAAAAUGGCCGAGAACGACAUAGAUUUAUAUGGUGACGAUAUUGACCAGGAUUUCGCCCAAGACGAAUAUAGCGGUGAAAACGUUGACUUAUACGACGAUGUCAUUGCCACCGGAGCGACCAACAAUGCGGAAAACUCGGACGGAAAGUUUGAGGGGCCUGAAGGCACGAAUGGGACUUCGGUACCUACAGUGGCUCACACUACAUCUGGCCGAAGAUUGCAGCUGUACGUAGGAAAUCUCACAUGGUGGACUACAGACCAAGACAUUGCAAAUGCGGUGCAUAGCAUCGGCAUUAAUGAUUUUCAUGAGGUAAAGUUCUUUGAACAUCGACAUAAUGGCCAGAGCAAGGGAUUUUGCGUUAUUUCUCUGGGUUCGGACAGUAGUAUGAGGAAAUGUCUGGAACUGAUGCCCAAAAAGGAGCUGAAUGGUCAAAGUCCUCAUGUUACACUUACAACGAAACAGGCAUUGUCGAUUUUCGAGAGUCAAUCGAAAACGCGCCCCACUCCGGCCAACAACUCGAAUUCAAGGCCUUCACAUCCCAGUGGAGGCAAUCAGGGUUCGAUGCAAAAUUUCGGAAACCGAAUGCCGAUGAAUCAGGGACCGAUGCGCGGGCCCCCCAUGGGUCCCCCUGGAAUGCAAGGUAAUGCCCGAUUUGGUGGUCCAAGAAUGCAAGGACCGCCCGGUUUUAACGGCCCGCCCAACAUGCAGCAACAGCCUCCGAGGUUUCAAGGACAGCCACAAUGGAACGGCCCUCCGAGACCGAACGGGCCGCCCGGCCCCCCUAAUAUGGGGCCGAUGCGUACGGGACCAGGCGGUCCGCCGCCUGGACCGCAAGGCCCCCCUAGACCUGGCCCGCCUAUGUUUCAAGGACCCCCACAAGGACAGCCGCCCCGAAUGCCUCAACAAGGACCGCCGCCAGGACCUCCGGGAAUGCGACCCGAUUGGAACAGGCCCCCGAUGCAGCAAGGUUUCCCUCAAGGGCCACCACCAAUGCAAGGCCCCCCGAGAGGGCCUCCGCCUAUGCAGGGGCCUCCAGGUGUAGGCGGGCCGCCUCAAGGCCUCCCUCAAGGACCUGCCCCGCACGUAAAUCCAGCAUUCUUUCCUCCUACCGGAGGCCCUCCUCCCAUGCAAAUGGGCCCUGGACCUGGACCAGUUAUGCAGCAAGGACCGCCACAUGGACCGCCGCACGGUCCGUCGAUGGGCCCUCAACAACCGCCCCAACAUGGUCCGCCCCACGGAUACGGACCGCCCAAUAACAUGUCGCAGCAGCCGUAUGGGGGACCGCCGCCCGAACAUCGGCCGGAUAUUCCACCAAUAAGCGAGCAGCAUUUCUUUCAGGAGUUUGAGGAUAUAAUGUCGAGAAAUCGUACUGUGUCUUCAUCAGCCAUUGCUAGAGCUGUGUCUGAUGCUGCUGCUGGUGAAUAUGCCAGUGCUAUCGAAACUCUGGUAACAGCCAUAUCCUUGAUCAAGCAGUCGAAAGUAGCGAACGACGAUCGUUGUAAGAUUUUGAUCAGUUCAUUGCAAGAUACUCUGCGAGGCGUGGAGGAUAAAAGCUACAGUUCGUCGAGGCGUGAUCGGUCCAGAUCGCGGGACAGAGCGCACCGCAGAGGAAGGCGUGAGCGCUCCUCCUCACGAUAUCGUGAACGCAGCAGGGACCGAGAACGCGACAGGGAUCGCGAAAGGGAGCGCGAUAGAGACCGAUACUACUCCGACAACUACAGGGAGCGCGACCGGGAGCGGGAACGUUCUCGAAGUCGCGGCGAAAGAGUGGAACGCGAAAGAGAGUACCGAGAGCGGGAACCCGAAGAGCCAAGAGUGUCGCGACCACGAAAUAAAUCGCCGGUGGAAGCUGCUGAGCCAGCUGGAGAUGCACCUCCAUCAAAAUCCCGAUACUACGAGGAGCGUUCAUAUCGAGAGAGAGAGAGGGAGCGAGAACGUGGAGAACGGGAAUCAGGACGUAGUCGCGACACCGAGAGGGAAAGGGAUAGGGAUCGAGAACGGCGAGAAGAGUCCCAUCGUUCUAGACAUUGAAAAAUCGCGCAAAUUUGGAGAAAAUGGCACGUGGGUGGUUGCUUCUUGGUCAAGUUUCUUUUUCAUUUUUCGCCACUUCUCCAAUUACAUUCGUUAUAUUUAACCUUUCAAAGUAUAUCGACUAGAGUACCAGACAUUUUUAUUUUGUUGAGUAUCAAGCAUUCAUGAUACCGCAUUAUUUUUUAAUCCAUCACAGUCAAUCAUUUCAAUCGCUUGUCUUUAAGUGAAAAAGGUACAUUAAUGACGUGGGACACCAAGUUAUAUUCGUAUUACCGACGCUUGGAUGAGUUACCCCAGAUGCAAAGAGGAUGGCCAGCAGCCGAAAAGAAGAAUGUAUGACUUGGAUUAAAAGAUAUAUUUGGAAAAUACA
Dendroctonus ponderosae (mountain pine beetle) is the source of this 2459-nucleotide messenger RNA. It is a transcript of the gene Cpsf6, whose product is annotated as cleavage and polyadenylation specificity factor subunit 6. Lineage: Eukaryota; Metazoa; Arthropoda; Insecta; Coleoptera; Curculionidae. Gene Ontology annotation, molecular function: mRNA binding. The record is from RefSeq and is a predicted model, not a curated record. Gene Ontology annotation, cellular component: mRNA cleavage and polyadenylation specificity factor complex. Gene Ontology annotation, biological process: mRNA alternative polyadenylation. Bases 62 to 2089 code for a protein of 675 amino acids. The transcript is spliced from 10 exons.